UCGACUAAUCCUUCCGCACGCGAGUGUCCUGGCACUUUGUUAUCCGCUACCGGUUGCCGGGCAGUUGUUUCCCCCGCGUCCGACCCAAGCUCAUAUGCCGCCUUCAUAGUACACAGUACUGUAUGCACAUCGCAGGAACAAGGCGGUCAGUAUUCUCUCGUCUCUGUCCUUCGGUCAUCAGGAGGAUUUCCAGUCUCUCUCCCUCUGAAACUCCGAAGACGUUGAUAAGCCGAGCUUUGACGAUCGCUCGUCACCCAUGCAGACGCCGACUCUGUCUCAUGCACGACUGCGGUUUUCGGUGCUAUAUGACAUUGCAGCUAUGGAAAUCAAUAAAAUAUAGGUAUUUCAAAAGUCCAACCAAUUCCAACACCAAGGGGUCUCGGAUUUCGGCCGAACGACGCAGGCCAGCUCCUUCCCAAAGCAAUGUCACCCCAACCCCGAAACAGAUUAAGGCGUCAGACUGGGAUUCUCAAAGUGACCGACGGCAUGGACCAGGUCUGCAAUUUACGAGGCCUAUCCCUGCCUCUCCCCUUCCAGCAUCUCCUCCGGCCACGGCACCACGGCACACCAGGAAAUCACCCGUUGCUGACGUAGAUCCAUGGGGCUGCUCAGUCACCCCCAAACACCGCCUGGCAGCCUUCAUCACUGAUCAGAGCCAUGUUCCAGAUGAGCCCGAUGCCACUCUGUCCGCAUCUCCAAGAUUGAGUUGUUGCAGGCCUUCGGAUUCCGUACACAGCAUAUACCACAGUACUGUACAGUACGUACAGAGUAUAUGCCUCCCUCCCUGCUCACGCUCCACUAGCCCGCCCUGAAGAUGAGAGAGGUUAUGAACUACGCAGAUUGCGACCAGUUUUUUUCGACCAGUUCGCCCUAGACAAGCACCUACUCGAGGCGAGUUCAUUUACUCUGCAUUUACUGUCGAACAUGUGAAGAGCUGCAGCUCAAAACUUGGCACUGUCGUACAAGAUUGCCUUGC
This is a messenger RNA of Westerdykella ornata, 976 nucleotides long. RefSeq lists its product as uncharacterized. Bases 123 to 812 code for a protein of 229 amino acids. The record is from RefSeq and is a predicted model, not a curated record. Lineage: Eukaryota; Fungi; Ascomycota; Dothideomycetes; Pleosporales; Sporormiaceae. The transcript has 2 exons.